This is a messenger RNA of Nycticebus coucang (slow loris), 4692 nucleotides long. RefSeq names its product casein kinase 1 gamma 3 (gene CSNK1G3). The record is from RefSeq and is a predicted model, not a curated record. The coding region runs from base 710 to 2080 and encodes 456 amino acids. The transcript has 14 exons. Gene Ontology annotation, biological process: positive regulation of canonical Wnt signaling pathway; signal transduction; peptidyl-serine phosphorylation. Gene Ontology annotation, cellular component: plasma membrane; nucleus; cytoplasm. Gene Ontology annotation, molecular function: ATP binding; protein serine/threonine kinase activity. Lineage: Eukaryota; Metazoa; Chordata; Mammalia; Primates; Lorisidae.
UUUUCGCCGAUGCGGGCGGCUGGGGGCCCGCCGCCACUAGAGAGACGCUUUCCUUUUCUAUUUUUUUUCCAUGUGUUCACUUCCGGGUCCGGCGUCGAUCCGGAUGCCCGAGGCAGAAGGAUGUUUGACCUCCGGAUAAGCGAGGCACCGCUGUGCAUUCAUUCCCGGCUGCAUAGGUGGCGACAGCAGCGGCUCGGGCGGCGACUCUCCGGCCAGCGGUGGCGGUAGGAGGCACCAGCAGUAGUGCGGGGACCCAGUCUGAUCCGAGCUGCGUUACCUCCCUCACUCGUUCCUUUCCCACUACCUCGCUCGCUCCCUCCCUGCGUGGCUCGCUGUGCUGCUCCGGCCGCCGGCGCGUGUGAUGUGGUGCCGCCGCUGCUGCCCCCGCCGCCGCUGACUGACGGACUGGGGGCGCCGCCCGCGCCCGGGACCGACCCGCGGCUGGCGACCGCGCCUCGGAGCUCUCUAUCAAUAUCAGCUCACAUCACUGAAAAGAUAAUUUUGAAGAUAUGUUUUGCUGAGAAGACAACUGAGAAAAAUUUUACGAAUGGGAUGAACACGCUUCAGUCAAUUGACUACCUUCUGCAAUUUAAAUGUUAACAUUACCCACCUGGUACAGUUACCUAGUGAUGUACCUGUUUUCACGAUACCCUAUUUCAUUGUGCUUGUCUUGAUUAAAGAAUUCAAAGUGGAGUACCGCAAACUUGAUAUGGAUAAUAAAAAGAAAGACAAAGACAAAUCAGAUGAUAGAAUGGCACGACCUAGUGGCCGGUCGGGGCACACCACUCGAGGAACUGGGUCUUCAUCGUCUGGAGUUUUAAUGGUUGGACCUAACUUUAGAGUUGGAAAAAAAAUUGGAUGUGGCAAUUUUGGAGAAUUACGAUUAGGGAAAAAUUUAUACACAAAUGAAUAUGUGGCAAUUAAACUGGAGCCUAUGAAAUCCAGAGCACCACAGCUACAUUUGGAAUACAGAUUCUACAAGCAGUUAGGAUCUGGAGAUGGUAUACCUCAAGUUUACUAUUUUGGCCCUUGUGGUAAAUAUAACGCUAUGGUGCUGGAACUGCUGGGACCUAGUUUGGAAGACUUGUUUGACUUAUGUGACAGGACGUUUUCUCUUAAAACAGUUCUCAUGAUAGCUAUACAACUGAUUUCUCGCAUGGAAUAUGUUCAUUCAAAGAACUUGAUAUACAGAGAUGUAAAACCUGAGAACUUCUUAAUAGGACGACCGGGAAACAAAACCCAGCAAGUUAUUCAUAUUAUAGAUUUUGGUUUGGCAAAGGAAUAUAUUGAUCCAGAGACAAAGAAACACAUCCCAUACAGAGAACACAAGAGCCUUACCGGAACAGCUAGAUACAUGAGCAUAAACACACAUUUAGGAAAAGAACAAAGUAGAAGAGAUGAUUUAGAAGCUUUAGGUCAUAUGUUUAUGUAUUUUCUCAGAGGCAGUCUUCCUUGGCAAGGCUUGAAGGCUGACACAUUAAAAGAGAGAUAUCAGAAAAUUGGAGAUACAAAACGAGCUACACCCAUAGAAGUGUUAUGUGAAAAUUUUCCAGAAGAAAUGGCAACAUAUCUUCGUUAUGUAAGAAGGCUAGAUUUUUUUGAAAAGCCGGACUAUGACUACCUGAGAAAGCUUUUUACAGACUUGUUUGAUCGAAAAGGAUAUAUGUUUGAUUAUGAAUACGACUGGAUUGGUAAACAGUUGCCUACUCCAGUGGGUGCAGUUCAGCAAGAUCCUGCUCUGGCCUCAAACAGGGAAGCCCAUCAACACAGAGAUAAAAUGCAACAGUCCAAGAACCAGUCGGCAGACCACAGGGCAGCUUGGGACUCCCAGCAGGCAAAUCCCCACCAUUUGAGAGCUCACCUUGCAGCAGACAGACAUGGUGGCUCGGUACAGGUUGUAAGUUCUACAAAUGGAGAGUUAAACACAGAUGACCCUACUGCAGGACGUUCAAACGCGCCCAUCACAGCCCCUGCUGAAGUAGAAGUGAUGGAUGAAACCAACUGCCAGAAAGUGUUGAACAUGUGGUGCUGCUGUUUUUUCAAACGAAGGAAAAGGAAAACCAUCCAGCGCCACAAAUGACCCUGGACACAGACGGACCCUGGGGAGCUACUCACGUGUCAUCUGCCGUCUCACGAUUAAAUCAUCUCUGUAGUGACCACAUGUAUUUUCAAGGACUCACUCUUAGAAACAAAAAUGUCAUACUUUCAUACUUCAUUUUGUGGUUGUCUUACAUUCAUAUUUUUUUCUAAUUUAACUUUUAUGGAAGCUUUAAGGUUUUGUUGAAACACGAGUGCUUUGCCCAUCGCUGAAUGGAAUGGACCAAUGAGAUGGUAUUGACGAACACAGUUCUAUAGAACAUUUUUUUAGAAGCUCUUCUAGAAGGCAGUACCGUACCUUAAAUGUCAACCACUUUUAUGCCUAAUUUGUUUUUUUGUAACUUCUGCAAGAGCAUAAUCAAACAGCAGUUUCUUUCCCCAGUGGGCAGUGCCAAAGACAACAGCAUUGCCCAAAUGUUUAAAAGAAGUUACUCUUUGAGAAGUUCCUAUUUUGUGACGUCUCCAUUGAUUUCAGUAUUGUGAUGGUACUGUUAUUCACGAGUCAUAGUCACAUUUUCUCUGCGAAAUCAUGGUACCGUCACCACCUAGAGGUACUGAGGACAAAGCUCUGUGGUUUGGCAGACGGUAGUGGUCCAGUGGUGGCAGUAGCCUGGUAAACACGAGCUCUCCCGUUCUCGCACCACUGUGUGAAGUACCGUGUUGCAGAAGCGUCAAAAGCGCCUAUUUUUAAAAAUGCAAAAUAUUUGUAUAACAUAACUUUCUGCUUCCAGGUAAUAAUGUAUGUUAGACAGCAAGAAGUGAAUACUUAAAGAAGUGAUAAGUGUUGGAAUUUUAAAGAAAUACACUAAGGAGAAGAAGUAAAUGUGAACCUCGUUGCGAUGUGUAAGGUUGAAGCCUAUAGAGGCCCCUGAAGCCUGCUGCUGAGUGAUUGCAUUCUCCCUUACGCAGGAGCUUUGGAUGUGCUAUGCAAUGGUGUCUGUUUAUUAAUUAUUUUGCUCUUUGAUUGAAAAAAGAAAAAACCCAGCAAUAAACAACUGGGUCCCUCUCUCGCCUCUGUGCACAUUAGUCUCUUGUAUUCAACUCUGCUGUUCCUCUGGAAUCUUCCCGCUCUCUAGCAUAAUUUCAAUGAUUGGAAAAUACUUUGGAGAGGAUGGGUCAGGUGCUUUGCCUCCAGUCUUUUGAAGUGCCUGCACAUGAACAAAGAAGUCAUUCUAUACAAAAAGGAAGCCCAUUCCCUGUAUGCUUUGUUUUAAGCCAUAAAGACACAGGUGUACUUUAGUGGCAUUCUAGCCAGAAUUUUCUAGAAGGGUUAAAACAAACAAACAAACAAACUGGCUGCAGACAUUAAUUAUGUUGAACAAAUCUCGCACUUCCUUUUCAUUUCUGGAGUUACUACUUCUCCCAUGCAGUUUGUUCUUUGUUUGUAAGCGCGUGCCUCCAGGCAUGCUUAUUUAUUUUUAUUGUCUCAAGGUAACAUUUAAAAUGUGUGUUAAAGUAAAUACACCCACAUUUUUUAAACUUCAUUAUUACAUUUACAGGGAUUUGAUUGUCUUUUGUAAUUUAUUUUUCUUAAUAGCCAAAAGCUUAAUGCAUUCUUUUUGAUGAAUUAGGCACCCAUCCGAACAGCACACAAAUCAGGACAUUGUUUAUCAUUGUUGUUCUGAAUCCUGUGAAUGAUCUUUUUCUUGAUUUUAAAGACUUACACUCAGCUCAGAAAACAUUUGCUGUAUACUUUGGUUGGUAGUUUCUUUUCUGUUUGUAUCUUGUCAUGAUGUCUUAAACUACAGGAAUUACAUACCGAGUUUUUAUUUUUGUUUGCUUUCAGCAAGGUAGAUGGAUGUUUUGGCCAUUAUAAUGUGAAACCACUUCUUUCUUUACAGUAUUUGACCAAAUCUGUGUGUCUAUGAUAUUUGUAAAUACAUGCGAUAUCUGUAUUUCUUAUCAUAAGUCUAUUUAGUUUUAUUGUCAGUAGGGUUUUUUGGAUUGUACAGUGUUUAUAUGAUCUGAACCCCUUAUACAUAAGAAGGUGUGUAUAUUAAUCCAAUUAUGGACUUAAAAUAUUUUAAAAGUAUAAAUACCCUUAUUUGCUGCAAAGACCAGCGUGUAGACAUUUGCUUUUUAGCAAUAUUUUUAAUUGCUCCAUUUUAAUGCCAAGGAAUAAGUCUUUCGGCAACACGAACUGGUCAGUAAUAGGUAAUGCAGGUAUGUUCAGGUUAAGCCAACAAUGUUUUGCAUUUUUAUGCUUCUUUUCUGUCAACACUAAUGAAGUCAACAUUGCCUGAAUGUCUGAAUAAUGAAACACAUCCCUGUUUAAAAGUAUGUAACUGAAAAAGAAAUAAAAAAUAAAGGUAGUUUUUUUAAACUUGCUCUUUCCCAUUUCCUCUAAUCAUUGGUAAAAUAUUGCCACUCACUAAUUUAAGAUAGGAAUUUAAAAAAUUCGUUCAUUUGGUCUGUUACAGGUGAGAGGCGGAGUUAAAGGAAUACUCCUGUUGCUUUGAUUACGUUUCCUUUUGCUUUGUUCAAACCUGGUUGCAAAGACCACUACCAGGAAGUAUGUGAACUUUAGUUUGUGUCUUGACAUUUUAAAACUUCUCUCACUGGAGAAGUUCAUUGAAACGAAUGCCUUCUGAUAAA